Molecule: messenger RNA, 1941 nt
Organism: Capsicum annuum
Lineage: Eukaryota; Viridiplantae; Streptophyta; Magnoliopsida; Solanales; Solanaceae
Product: UNC93-like protein 1
Exons: 2
Coding region: 352-1782 (476 amino acids)
Source: RefSeq, a predicted model, not a curated record
AAUAAUGGAGAGCAAUUGUCUCUGUAAUACUACCUGUCCCUGCACUUUUACUGUCGAUCAUUAAGAAACUAAUGAUUGAAACGACUAACUUAAACUAUUCGUCAUUACCUAUGUACCCAGCGAGGCACCAAUUGUCAUCCAAUUCAAUCUUCCCGAGGCCCUCUUGUUGAUUUUAAAAUGCACCCGCAAUAACUAUAUAUUAUGAGUGUGACACACUAUAAAAGGAAUAUUAAUUAAUUUUGUCCUCACCAAAACACCCCCUCGCAUUGAAGUUUACAUUUUAAUUCCUAUAAAUUCCCAAAUUACAUAACCCAUUUUUUGACCCGUUUAAUCCGAGACCAAAUCAUCGUAAUGGGUUCUUACGUAGAUGAAGAAAAUGGAAAAGAAUCACCUAAAUCACCUCCCAAUAAUUCAAAAUUCAGGUACAAUUCACCACUUGUUCAGGUUGGUUUAAUUGGAUUGGUAUGUUUUUGUUGUCCUGGUAUGUUCAAUGCCCUUUCUGGUAUGGGUGGUGGUGGACAAGUUGAUCACACAGCGGCUAACAACGCCAACACAGCACUCUACACAGCUUUCACAAUUUUUGGAAUAUUAGGUGGUGGAAUUUACAACAUUUUAGGUCCACAAAAGACACUGUUUGUUGGGUGUUCAACUUAUAUAUUGUAUGCUGGGUCUUUUCUUUAUUACAAUCAUAUAAAGCAUCAGGCAUUUGUUGUAGUGGCGGGCGGUCUUCUUGGUGUUGGUGCUGGCCUUCUCUGGGCUGCACAGGGAGCUAUUAUGACAUCGUAUCCGCCACAUGAUAGGAAAGGUACUUAUAUAUCGAUGUUUUGGAGUAUUUUUAACAUGGGUGGUGUUAUUGGUGGUCUUAUUCCUUUUGUGUCUAAUUAUAAUAGAACUACAGCAGCCUCGGUUAAUGAUGGUACAUAUAUUGGAUUUAUGGUUUUUAUGGCGAUUGGAACGUUUCUUUCUUUAGGGAUUUUGCAUCCUAGUAAGGUUGUUAGGAAUGAUGGUUCGACUUGUACUAAUAUUAAGUACUCGAGUGUGUCCGUGGAACUAGUGCAGAUUCUUAAGUUGUUUGGGAACUGGAAGAUGUUGUUGAUGGUUCCAGCUUCGUGGGCUAGUAACUUCUUUUAUACUUAUCAGUUCAAUAACGUUAACGGGGUGUUGUUCAAUUUGAGGACAAGGGGUUUGAACAAUGUGUUCUAUUGGGGUGCACAGAUGAUUGGGUCAGUGUUCAUUGGGGCCAUGAUGGACUACAGCUUUAAGAGCAGGAGGACUAGGGGAUUGGUUGGUAUUGCUGUUGUUGGCGUGCUUUCUACAGCAAUUUGGGGUGGAGGACUUGCGAAACAGCUUCAAUAUUCCCGUGAUGAUGUACCUGAUCACAUAGUGUUACUGGAUUUCAAGGAUGGUUCGAAGUUUGCAGGUCCUUUCGUCUUGUAUUUUAGUUAUGGAUUACUCGAUGCCAUGUUUCAAAGCAUGGUCUAUUGGGUCAUAGGAGCCUUGGCAGAUGAUUCUGAGAUUCUCAGCAGGUAUACUGGGUUCUAUAAAGGAAUACAAAGUGCAGGGGGAGCCGUUGCUUGGCAAGUCGAUUCACAUAAUGUGCCAUUCAUGAACCAGCUUAUCGCGAAUUGGGCAUUAACCACCAUUAGUUUUCCAUUACUGGUAGCUCUUGUAGUAUUAGCUGUGAAGGAUGACGACAAAGAUGAAAAGGGUGCAACUAAGGAAGUUGCCAUUCCUUCAAACCGUGACAUUAGUACUACAGUAGACAACCCCAGUAAGGAAUAGUUUACUGAACUGUAAAUUGUGGACAAUUAACCACAGUAUAAUUUAGUCCAGGCGUCGUGUGAUAUUGCUUUGUUAAUGUAUGUUUAAUUAUCUUAAAUCUCCAGUAAUUAUUAGAGUAUUAUUUUUAAUUUGUUACAUGCUCCAGAAAAGUUGACUUCA